Molecule: messenger RNA, 2467 nt
Organism: Phacochoerus africanus (Common warthog)
Lineage: Eukaryota; Metazoa; Chordata; Mammalia; Artiodactyla; Suidae
Gene: TBX19
Product: T-box transcription factor 19
Exons: 8
Coding region: 204-1544 (446 amino acids)
Biological process (GO): positive regulation of DNA-templated transcription; mesoderm formation; heart morphogenesis
Cellular component (GO): nucleus
Molecular function (GO): DNA-binding transcription factor activity, RNA polymerase II-specific; RNA polymerase II cis-regulatory region sequence-specific DNA binding
Source: RefSeq, a predicted model, not a curated record
AACUAAAGCUUAACAGGUUGGUGGUAUAAUUUGGAGACUUUCAGGGGUGUCACGCCAGAAGCUUAGGCAAGAGAUAGGGCAUCUCUUCCCCAGCUCCCCAGGCACCGUCCAGCUGGGGUUGAAAAGCAGACAAGUGACAAGAGGAAAAGAGGUGGAAGCAGGCAAAAUAGGUGACAUUUCUCAGUGAAGUUUGAGAGGGGCCCAUGGCCAUGAGUGAGCUGGGCACUCCGAAGACCAGUGAUGGCACCGUCUCUCGCCUGCUCAACGUGGUGGAAAGUGAGCUUCAGGCAGGGAGGGAAAAAGGCGACCCUACGGAGAAGCAACUUCAGAUCAUUCUGGAGGAUGCCCCUCUCUGGCAGAGAUUCAAGGAAGUCACUAAUGAAAUGAUCGUCACCAAGAACGGCAGACGGAUGUUCCCUGUCCUCAAGAUUAGUGUUACGGGGCUGGACCCCAAUGCCAUGUAUUCCCUCCUGCUGGACUUUGUCCCGACGGACAGUCACCGCUGGAAGUACGUCAAUGGGGAAUGGGUGCCCGCGGGCAAGCCAGAGGUUUCCAGCCACAGCUGUGUCUACAUCCACCCAGACUCUCCCAACUUCGGUGCCCACUGGAUGAAGGCUCCCAUCUCCUUCAGCAAAGUGAAGCUGACCAACAAGCUCAAUGGAGGUGGGCAGAUAAUGUUGAAUUCUCUGCAUAAAUAUGAACCCCAAGUUCACAUAGUGCGUGUUGGAGGUGCCCAUCGAAUGGUGAUGAACUGCUCCUUCCCCGAAACCCAGUUCAUAGCUGUGACUGCUUAUCAGAACGAGGAGAUAACUGCUCUCAAAAUCAAGUACAACCCUUUUGCCAAAGCCUUCUUGGAUGCCAAGGAAAGGAACCACCUCAAAGAUGUGCCGGAAGCUAUCUCUGAGAGCCAGCACGUGGCUUACUCUCACUUGGGAGGCUGGAUCUUAUCUAAUUCGGAUGGGAUGUGCACAGCAGGAAAUGCCAAUUACCAGUAUGCUACUCCUUUGCCUCUGUCUGCUCCCCACACCCACCACGGCUGUGAGCACUAUCCUGGCCUCCGAGGACACCACCGCCAGGCUCCCUAUCCUUCUGCCUACAUGCAUAGAAACCAUUCUCCCUCAGUGAAUUUGAUAGAAAGCUCCAGCAAUAAUCUGCAAGUUUUCUCUGGAGCUGACAGCUGGACUUCCUUAUCCUCCACACCCCACGCCAGCAUCCUGUCUGUACCCCAUACCAGCGGACCAAUCAAUCCAGGGCCUAGCCCCUACCCGUGCCUGUGGACCAUCAGCAACAGCGGCGGGGGCCCCGCCGGGUCGGGCCCCGAGGUGCACACCAGCUCCCCGGGAGCCUUUCUUCUGGGAAACCCAGCUGUUACUUCACCCCUCUCCACCCAGGCACCCACUUCGGCUGGUGUGGAGGUUCUGGGGGAGCCCUCACUGACCAGCAUUGCUGUGUCCACCUGGACCGCAGUGGCCUCGCAUCCCUUCUCGGGCUGGGGCAGCCCCGGUGGGUGUGGGCGCCAUUCUCCCUCCUCAUUGGAUAGUUAAACAGGAGCCCAGGGAAGGUGUUGGCAGAGAACCUUCUAUGUGUAGAGAUCUUAGAGAUCCCACCUACUGAUACCAGUGAAUCAGGCUCCAGGAUCUAGCCAACCAGUGAGCAGGAUUAUACCAGAAGUACACUGGGAGAUGGUUUAGUUUGGAUGAUGCUAAUUUUGUCACCUGCAUCUCUCCACCAUUUUCUUUUUGUGCUCUCAUUUUCUCUGCACCUUAUCCAUGCCAUGCUUAGGCAACAAAAGUUUACUGAGAACCUUCCUUGUGCCCUGCCCCUUUCUCUUCAAAUGGUUCUAGAAAGCUGCCCUUCCUGUUCUGUGGAGGUGAUGCAAAGCUGUUAAGUGAGCUCUAAAUUGACCUAGCCUAAGGCCACCGCUUUGUAGCUUUGGGCAGCCCUAGAAAGUCUGUCUGUCUGGAGAUCUUCAGCUCUGAGACUAAGAGAGGGUGCAAGUUCAAAGAGGAAAGUUAAGCAAUAGAGCUAAUCACAGAGUACAGCAUUGAGAACUGAGGAAAGGAGAUCAUGUCACUCCCUUGCUCAGAAACCUUCCAUGGCUCACCAUUGCCUGCAGAAUGACACUUAACUGAGGUCCUCUACCAUCUGGCCUCAGACCACUUAUUCAGCUUCAGCCUCCCCCCCCAGCCUUCCCACCUCCCAGGGACAAGCCAAAGCACCAAUCCCUGCAUCAAGUGCUGAUCUGCUCAGGCACAUUUGACCUGGCUCCCUGCUCCCCCAUUGGUUUUGCCUUUGUUAUAGAGAACUCACCUCAUUCUGCCUUCUAUUUUGAUUACCUGUGUGUGUGUGUCUCUCUCUCCCACUAGACUGUGAGCCCCUUGAGGGUGAGGCCCAGCCUUCUUGUCUUGGUUCCCCCCCCAGCACCUCGUUCUAUGCCUUGCCUAUAGUAGGUGCCCAAUAAACACUG